CCCCCUACUGGAAUUAAAAACAUAUCAAACUCUUCGUGAAAGAGAUCCAUAAAUGUAAAAAAAAUAUAUAUAUAAAAAAAAAUAAAAAAAUGGAAGGCGAGGAAGGAGGAAGUAAGGAAAUAUUGAUGAAGAUUGAUGAGUUAUGUGAAGAAGAGGAAGAUAUAAUUGAUUGGUUCGAGCAAGUUUCUUCAGAAGCAGCCGUGGCUCAAUCCCGCACUCUCCGUAAGAUUCUCCAACAGAAUUACGGUGUAGAGUACUUAAAAAAAUGGGUUGGAGAUGUCAAUAUCCAUGAAAUUCCUGAUGACUUCACAUUGCAAUCUAUCUUCACUUCCUUAAUCCCUCUCUCUUCCCACGCUCAUUUCGAGCCCUUCCUUCAACGAAUCGCAGAUGGUGACUCUUCUCCUUUGCUCACUCAACAACCUAUCACCACCCUUUCUCUAAGUUCUGGCACUACCGAAGGCAGACAAAAGGUUUAUCCCACAAGGGAAGGAGGGAAGAUCCUAGAAUUCAUUUACAGUAGCAAACAAACGAAAACGAAAGGAGGCAUAACAACAGGAACAGCCACAACACAUUAUUAUGCAAGUGAGGAAUUCAAAAUCAAGCAACUGAAAACCAAAUCCUUCACUUGUAGUCCACAAGAAGUGAUUUCGGGAUGUGACUAUAAGCAAUCAACAUACUGUCAUCUCCUAUUAGGCCUAUUGUAUUCAGAGGAAGUGGAAUUCGUGACAUCAACUUUCGCCUACACAAUAGUACAAGCAUUCAACCAAUUGGAAGAGAGUUGGGAGGAAAUCAUUCAUGAUAUUUCACAUGCUACACUGUCUUCAAGAAUCGAUAUUCCCGAAAUCCGUAAAGCUGUUUUGAAGGUGAUGAGUCCGAAGCCGGAGUUGGGGUGGAAGAUAAGGAGGGUUUGUGAAGAGUUAAAGAAGGAGGGUUGGUUGGGUUUGAUACCAAAGUUAUGGCCUAAUUGUAAAUACGUGUAUUCCAUAAUGACGGGUUCGAUGCAGCCGUAUUUGAAGAAAUUAAGACAUUAUGGUGGGGGAUUACCUUUGGUUAGUGGUGAUUAUGGAUCAACGGAGAGUUGGAUUGGUGUUAAUGUGGACCCAUAUUUACCACCUGAAAAUGUUACUUUUGCUGUAAUUCCAACCUUCUCUUAUUUUGAAUUCAUACCACUUUUUAAACAACAUGCUACCACUUCUUCCACUGAUACUGCUAUUCAUGAUUUCUUGGAAGGCCAACCCAUUGCUUUGUCUGAAGUCAAGAUUGGACAACAGUAUGAGCUUGUUCUUACUACUUUUACAGGACUAUAUAGAUGCAGAUUAGGAGAUGUAGUAGAAGUAGCUGGGUUUCACAACAAAACCCCGAAACUAAACUUUAUAUGCAGAAGAAAACUUGUAUUAACCGUAAACAUAGACAAAAACACUGAGAAAGAUGUUCAAUUGGCUGUUGAAAGAGGAUCCCAGUUAAUGAGCCAACUAAGCGGAGCCGAACUAGUUGACUUCACAAGCUAUGCUGAGUUGUCGAACCAACCAGGCCACUACGUCAUCUUCUGGGAAGUAAAAGGAGAUGUAAAUGACACAGUUCUGGGAAAGUGUUGCUCAGAAAUGGAUGCUGCUUUUGUUGACUAUGGCUACGUGGUUUCAAGAAAGGCUAAUUCCAUUGGACCGCUUGAGCUUCGGAUUGUGGAAAGAGGGAGUUUUAAUAAGAUUUUGGAAUAUUAUAUUGGAAAUGGAGCUGCACUUAGCCAAUUUAAGACCCCAAGAUGCACUACCAAUCACUUUCUUCUUAACAUUCUCAAUUUAUCUACCCUCCAAUCCUUUUUCAGCACUGCUUACGCCUGAGGUUUUUUUUUUUCUCUUUUCUUUUCUUUUCUUUUUUGGAUGUUUGUUUUGUUGUAGUAUUUCCCAAUUUUGAAUCAGUUUCGGUGCUGAGAUUUAUUGAGAUUCCUUAUUUGAUUCUAACGAAAUCAGUUUGAUUGUCGUUUCAAUAAAAUUGAAUUACUUCUGGUUAA
Molecule: messenger RNA, 2008 nt
Organism: Cucumis melo (muskmelon)
Lineage: Eukaryota; Viridiplantae; Streptophyta; Magnoliopsida; Cucurbitales; Cucurbitaceae
Product: indole-3-acetic acid-amido synthetase GH3.10
Exons: 4
Coding region: 90-1838 (582 amino acids)
Cellular component (GO): cytoplasm
Molecular function (GO): acid-amino acid ligase activity
Source: RefSeq, a predicted model, not a curated record